Molecule: messenger RNA, 1002 nt
Organism: Aspergillus vadensis CBS 113365
Lineage: Eukaryota; Fungi; Ascomycota; Eurotiomycetes; Eurotiales; Aspergillaceae
Product: kinase-like protein
Exons: 5
Coding region: 1-1002 (333 amino acids)
Biological process (GO): regulation of mRNA processing; protein phosphorylation; spliceosomal complex assembly
Molecular function (GO): protein kinase activity; ATP binding
Source: RefSeq, a predicted model, not a curated record
AUGAGCGGUUCUUUCAGUGCCGACACCAAUAUAAUUCUUGAUAUUGGAGAAGUCUUACACGAACGAUAUCGAGUAGUACAGAAACUGGGUGCUGGGCGCUACUCAGCUGUCUAUCUAGCGCGGGACCAGAAGGAACUGUCUUACAAGGCAAUAAAACUAUUGAGGGAAGAUCGCUAUGACGGAGAACAUGAUCUCUUUGAGUUAGAGAUACUGAAGCACCUACGCGAGGCGGAUCCUAAUCAUCCAGGCUAUCAGCACAUUACCAUCCUUCUUGAUGACUCCAUUUACAUUAGCCGGUCGGGUUCUCAACAUGUCUGCCUCGUUAUGGAGCCAAUGGCAGAAGACAUGAAGACCUUCCCCCUUUUCUUUGAGGGUGCCCGGAUACCUAACCACAUCAUGAAGAAAGUAACGAAACAAUUACUAUCUGCCCUGGACUAUGCACAUGGUUGUGGUGUAAUCCAUACAGGUAUUUGGGAAGAUUCCUUGUCAAACCCAGCUGCCGAUCUUGGAGAGUACAACUUCGAUGAUGCUUCUGAGCUGGUUCAAGCGGAUGUUGUACUAGGUGACUGGGGAUCGGCGAGUUGGGUCGAGAAGCAUCUGACAGACUUCAUUCAGCCUACAUUACUCCGCGCGCCCGAGGUAGAUAUUUGGAACCUAGGCGCCCUUCUACCCGAGCUCCUGGAGGCCUUACGCAUGUUCAGUGGUAGGGCGGAUGUUACAGGUGGUGUUUACCUUACUAAGCAUCACCUUGAGGAAAUCGAAGCCCUGUUUGGCCCCGUUCCUCCCGAAUUGUUGCAAUCUGGAGAGCCACAAAUUGUUCAACAGUUUUUCGACGAGGAGUUCAACUUCCGUGAUUGGACCCAGAGAUCACCAGCGAGUAUUGAUGGUCCCGAAAAAGCCAAUUUCAUUUCAAUGAUACGCUCUAUGCUGGUUAUCGAUCCAAAACAGCGAAUGGCCGCACUUUCUCUUCACGAUGCGCCGUGGCUUAAUCCGGAGAAGUAA